Salvia splendens (bonfire salvia) is the source of this 804-nucleotide messenger RNA. Its product is annotated as triacylglycerol lipase OBL1. Gene Ontology annotation, biological process: lipid metabolic process. The record is from RefSeq and is a predicted model, not a curated record. The coding region runs from base 1 to 804 and encodes 267 amino acids. Lineage: Eukaryota; Viridiplantae; Streptophyta; Magnoliopsida; Lamiales; Lamiaceae. Gene Ontology annotation, molecular function: triacylglycerol lipase activity. The transcript has 2 exons.
AUGGUUGUUUUUAUAGAGAGGUACAAGGGAGACACAACCCAAGCAUUCCUUUUCCGCGACUCGGGCACGAUCACGGUGGCCUUCCGAGGCACGGAGCCAUUCAACGCCAAGGACUGGAUGACCGACUGCGACAUAUCAUGGUGCAAGCUGCCCAACAUCAAAGGCCGAGUGCACUGCGGCUUCGUCAAAGCCCUCGGCCUCCUCACGACCGAUCAUCAUCGACGUGGUGCACACGCCACCAUCACGCAAUUGCUGCGCUCUCACCACGUGACGAGGCUGGUCGUGACGGGCCACAGCUUGGGCGGGGCGCUCGCGGUCCUCUUUGCCACCGGCCUCGUGAUGCACGGCGAGGAUGAGCUGGUGGAGAGGUUGGAAGGAGUGCACACGUUUGGGCAGCCGAGAGUUGGAGAUGCAAGAUUUGGGGAGUUUAUGGAGGAGAGAUUUAGGGUUUGGGAGGUAGAGUACUAUAGAUUUGUGUACAAUUAUGAUAUUGUGCCAAGGCUACCAUUCGACACCAAUGCCCUUAUGUUUAAGCACUUUGGGAGAUGCAUCUACAUCAAUAGCCUUUAUGAGGCAAAGAUUGUGGAAGAAGAACCACUAAAGAACUACUUCGACCUUGGGUCAAUGGUUUCAAAGAGAGUAGAUGCAAUGUGGGAGGUGGUAAGAAGCUUUCUCCUACCUCGCAUGUUCGGACCAGAUUACAAGGAAGGGUUUGUGUUGUUAAUGUUUCGAAUGUUCAGCCUCUUAUUCCCCGGUCUACCUGAUCAAGAUUACAUCAACGCUACUCGAUUGGCAACUUAUUGA